Molecule: messenger RNA, 3452 nt
Organism: Cydia fagiglandana
Lineage: Eukaryota; Metazoa; Arthropoda; Insecta; Lepidoptera; Tortricidae
Gene: Ccdc85
Product: coiled-coil domain-containing protein 85C-B
Exons: 1
Coding region: 484-1725 (413 amino acids)
Source: RefSeq, a predicted model, not a curated record
CAAGAGCAUUGAAGUCAAUGACUACGGUGUGUUAGUGUGCGUGCAGGUGAGAUGAACGUGUAGAGCGGGACCGCGAGAGGCUCCGUCGCUCGCGCAGGUAGAGCCGCGGCCCGCGCCAGUACUGACACGCGCCCCGCGCGGCCGCGUUCCUUCGCACGGCCACUGUCCGCCUCUCGCCGCGUAAACAAGACCGUAACCGCAAAACACCUGUACUAAAACAUAAACUAAGUGCAACUAGUGCAAGCAGUGCUCUGACAAUCUAAGCGACCAGUGCCUCUCACCAAACAUCGGAUCGCGACAAGAUAAUUGCGCGAAUGCCACGGUCCGCGGCCUACGCAGCCGGCGUCCCCUCCUCCGUUCAUUCAAGGACCAAUAGUUGUAUUGAAUAUUGAACCCAUGCCGCCUCAGCUCGCUUUCGCGUGUGCGCAAUCUGUGCCGUUUUUGAGAUGAAUCACAUAAACAUCACACGGCCUCUCUGAGCUGAUGACCGUCUGCGGAUCGGCUCUAACGACAAUGUCAAUCAAUCAAAAUGGAGUUCAGUUCAACAAACAGAAACAGCAACAGCAACUAGGUAAACAGGGUCCGGAACCGGUCAACUUUCCACCGCGGUAUCAUCCGCCUCCGCCGUCCGCGGCCGGUCCCAAACUAGCCACUAUUGACCCGUCCGCGAAGGAAUUCAAACCUCCUUACGUGGGGAAACCUGUGGACCCCAAUAAAAUACAAUAUCCCCUAGGAGCUCAACCUGCUGCAUAUCCGGGGGGAUCGAUUCCCUUUUCGAAGUAUCCCCAAGGAUACCCGGUAGGGUACCCUCAAGCGCCGGGAGCUUUACGUGUGUUGCGACCCCCGGGAGAGGUGGUCACGAAGGCGAUCGUGCACGAGCCCGGGCAGCCCACGGCACGCGCGCGCAGCGCGGACGAUACCCAGCGCGUGCAGCGAAACCUCGAGGAGGAGCAGAUCCACAGGAGAUCAGCUGACAUGCUCAAAUUCACUAAGCGAGUGGAACCUGAUGGUCCCCGAGCUUCGACGGACCAGCGGCGUCAAAUUCAGACUCUUUUGGACGAGAUAAAAGCAUUGAAGGACGCUAACCGAAGACUGAGCGACGACAAUCAGGAGCUUCGUGACUUGUGUUGUUUUUUAGAUGAUGAUCGACAGAAAGGAAGAAAGUUAGCACGCGAAUGGCAAAGAUUCGGCAGAUACACGGCGUCGGUUAUGAGGCAGGAAGUUUCAGCGUAUCAAAGCAAACUAAGGGAACUGGACGAUAAACAGCAGGAACUGAUAAGAGAUAAUUUAGAGUUAAAAGAGUUGUGCUUGUACUUGGACGAGGAGCGCGAGAGGAGCACAUGUGUAAACUGCGGACGAGCGGCGGGCAGAGAGCGAGACGACGGCGAUGGCAGCAGCAGCGGCACCAACGCCGAGGAGGUGCGCGCACUCGCCGCACCCGUCACGCACCCGCAGCUGGCCGAGCGCACGGUGCAGUACGUGCGCGACCUGGAGCAGAAGGUUCGACGAUUGGAGGCAGAGAAAGGGGUCAACGGCGGCAUCGGCGAGCGACCCGAAGCGGUUGUGCGCGCGUUGCAAGUGUUAGAAGUCAGAGAGCGAGUGGAGAGAGAAAGAAGGAGACCAGCUCCUGACUUAGACUCUGGUGAGCAAGCCCUCGUAAGAGAAAUGUGCAAUGUGGUAUGGGGUAAGCUAGAAGACGCCCCACCACAAGCGCCUCCACGGUAAAAAAACCUACAGAAGUUAUUAACUACUAAAGUUACUACAGUACAAAUCAAAUGUAUACGCGAAAUACUGUUACCCGCCGGAGUUCGAUUGGAAUCUGACUCUAUCGAGGUCGCGGCGAGAUCGGAGGGGUCUCGUGACCCACAGACAACAGAUUGUAAGGUUGACCUUGUUUACUGAAUGUAAGAGCGGUGGGAUUUUGUUAAUGAAAACGACGCGUGUGAUGAUGCUUGUCGAGAUUAAUAACAAAUCUUAUGAGAAACCGAAAAGUACAAAUCUAUAAAUUGUGUUACAAAACUAGCAAGUGUUAAGUUAUAUUCAUAAGUGUUCUUGAAGCUUAAAUUUUCUAUCGUGGAUUCCUAUUUCGCUACAGUAGAUGACAUAUGCACCUAUUUGUAUUUGCUUAGCAUUUUUUCUAGGUAUGCGUACUAAUUAUUAUAAGUGUGUGGAUAGUACUUAUUGCUUACUUAUGUUAGCUAUUGUAUUUUAAUAUAUUGGUUCUGUUAAUUUAAAAAUGAAUGAGGCUAAAAAAAUUUACACGGCUGACGACUUCUAUUAAUGGCCAGUCAAUACCUUUCCUCUUAAAUAUUUUAUAUUUUUACCUGACUUUCCGAGUUAAUUCAAGCUAAUAAUUCCAAUAUUUGCCUUGCCUUAGCCAGUAUUUUCUAGAUAAACCGUAAAGGUUACUAGGGGUAAGACGAACACUAUGGAAUAAAUUUCAUGAAUUUGGGCUAAUGAAAGUAGACAAUAUAAAAUUCCGCAACAUUAACAAAAAAAUAACGUUUUGCAACACCGUGUAGGUACCUAUAUAUAGGUAAUACUUGAAAAUUUCUUCUUUCACUUCGAUACACAUUAGUCGUGCGAAUUUGACCUUUGAUGUGUAAAACGAUUUCUAUGAAAUAUAUCUUCAACAAAAUUGUAUGCAAGAUUCGUAUGCUAUAGAUGGUCAAGCAAAUCUUGUCAGUAGAAAAAGGCGCGAAAUUCAAAUUUUCUAUGAGACGCUAUCCCUACGCGCCUACAUUUUUCAAAUUUCCCGCCUUUUUCUACUGACAAGAUCUGCUUGACCAAGUUUAUAUGUGUGAACUGUAAUCCCUUAGUAUAUACCUACCCCGCGUGACAAAAUCGUACGAACUACCUACCCGUUCGCUUCAAGUUGGCCGUUACCUCCCGGCCCACUUCCCGGCUCUACCCCUCUCUAGAAACUCCAAAUUAGUCGCUGGAAAAAACAAAAUCACUCACAUUUUUGGAAAUAGAUAGGUACUUUAUGUUGCAUAUUCAUAUUGAGUAUGAGUACCACAAAACAAAUUUCCAAAACCUUUAUGUAAAAUUUCCAAAACCUCAAUCUACAAAAAAAUUUACUUAAUCAUCAAACCUGCUCACAAAAUUUCACGAGUUUCGGUUUGGAAUUGCGACCUGUAGAUGAGAACAUCCGGACGAAAACAUUUUUGCAAACAAGCUGAAACGGAGACCUUCACAAACGCUUCGGUCAAGUGGCGAUUUUCAUUUAAAAAGUUUUAAAUAAAUCUCAGUUCAGCAUUUAUUAGCCCAAAUCUAGCGUUCGUUUUGCCCCGAUCAAAAUAUGUAAUCAGACCCUUACAUAUUUUAAGACACUGUCAGAACUUUAGAUAUUUAUUGCAACUGUCCUUAUCAAAUAUGAUAAUGUUAUUAAUUUAUUAUUCAAAUUAUUAGUUGUGCCUAAAUUUAAUAAAUUAUUCGAGGUUUACUUUUUA